GGGGUCCGCGUCCAGGACGCGGCGGGGCGGAGCGGGGCGCGAUGCCCCCCGGCAGGGCCGGGCCCGGAGGGGCGGGGCGGAAACGGGGCGGGACGGCCGCACCUAGCUCUGGGCUUCCAGCCUGGCCCGCCCUCUACCCUGGGCGCUCCUCAAAAGGGGCGCGGGCGGCGGGCGGCGGCGCCGUCGGGGCUGGGGUGCGGCCGCCAUGGACCCGUGGCCAUGGCUGACGGCGGCGCUGCUGCUGCUGUUGCUGCUUGUGCAGCUGAGCCGCACAGCCAGGUUCUACGCCAAGGUCGGUCUCUACUGCGUGCUCUGCCUGUCCUUCUCCGCCGCGGCCUCGAUCGUCUGCCUGCUGCGCCACGGCGGCCGCACCGUGGAUAACAUGAGCAUCAUCAGCUGGUUCGUUCGGUCCUUCAAGUACAUGUAUGGCCUUCGCUUUGAGGUCAGCGGACAGAAGAAACUGGAGGUGGAUGGUCCCUGUGUCAUCAUCUCUAAUCACCAGAGCAUCCUGGACAUGAUGGGUCUCAUGGAAAUACUCCCUAAGCGCUGUGUGCAGAUCGCCAAGCGUGAGCUAAUGUUCACAGGGCCCGUGGGCCUCAUCAUGUACCUUGGGGGUGUGUACUUCAUCAACCGCCAGAAAGCCAGAACUGCCAUGUCCGUGAUGGCCGACCUGGGUGACCUCAUGGUCAAGGAGAAUCUCAAAGUGUGGAUCUACCCAGAGGGUACACGCAACGACAAUGGGGACCUGUUGCCCUUUAAAAAAGGUGCCUUCUACUUGGCCAUCCAGGCCCAGGUGCCCAUCAUCCCUGUGGUGUACUCCUCAUUCUCCUCCUUCUACAAUGUCAAGACGAAGCUCUUCACCUCAGGAACAAUCAAGGUACAAGUGCUGGAUGCUGUCUCUACCAGUGGUCUUACGGAUGCUGAUGUCACCAAGCUGGUGGACACUUGCUACCAGUCCAUGAGGGCCACCUUUCUACAAAUUUCUGAGAUUCCCCAAAAGAACUCUGCCAUUAAGGACCCUGGGGUCUUGCCAGCCCAGUAGCCCAGGCUACAGGGGCAGGGGAGCUGGGGAAAAGAGCAGAGGCUGAAGGAUGGACAGAAGGCCACACCCUCCCACUUACCAAACAUCACCUUAUCCUGCUCCCCUGCUGGCCUGGCUCUCAUUGGGGCCUGGAAACAGGAAACCCUUUCUAGCACAGGCCUUAGAUCCAGGACCCUAUGUAACUUCCCACCUCAAGCCUGUGCCUCCAGAAUCCAGGUGUGGCUAUCCAGCGGGUGGGCUGGCCCACAAGACCACAAGGCACCUAGGAGUGUGCACCACAUUACCCAAGGCCCACCCCAUCAUGCAGGACGAAUGUUCAGAAACCAGGCAGUGGCCUGUAUCAGGCCAUCACGAAGAGGAGGAACUUGGUCUCCCAGUCUCAAGGAAGCCUGGCUCACACAGCACCGGAGGGCAGAGCCUGCAGCCCGCGCCACCGACACGUCUGCCGGCCUCAGUCACAACUCACUGCUGUGUUUGGUUCUUUUUCUAUAAAUGAACUCUCAGAAGUGCCUAAA
This is a messenger RNA of Mus pahari (shrew mouse), 1557 nucleotides long. RefSeq names its product 1-acylglycerol-3-phosphate O-acyltransferase 2 (gene Agpat2). Lineage: Eukaryota; Metazoa; Chordata; Mammalia; Rodentia; Muridae. Gene Ontology annotation, molecular function: 1-acylglycerol-3-phosphate O-acyltransferase activity. Gene Ontology annotation, cellular component: endoplasmic reticulum; membrane. Gene Ontology annotation, biological process: phosphatidic acid biosynthetic process. Bases 206 to 1042 code for a protein of 278 amino acids. The transcript is spliced from 6 exons. The record is from RefSeq and is a predicted model, not a curated record.